CAUUUUCAAUGUCUAAGGUAACAUCGAAAAUCACAUUUUUUUGCUUGAAUUGGGACAGUUUUGAUAGAGCUCACCUUGCACCCUCUACUGGAAUAAGCCCUCAAAAGGGAGAAAAUUAACAUGCCGCGAGAGUUCCUCUUGUUAGCCAACUCUAUUGAAUCUUGCAUGCAUCUACUACUGUUAAUGUGAUCACAUUAUUUUAGAACAAUGUUGAAUGGGCUGAAUCGAGAUAUUAAACUUGCAACUUGCUAAAGAAGAGUUUAAAAUUAACUACUGGGUGGACAUGAGAGUUAAAAUGUUUCAAGAAAGGUUCAUGAAUAGUGUUUAGGGGGUUGAUUGGCUAAUUAAUCAUGCAGUCAUUGAAGAUUUAUAAAAAUUACUGUUAAUUUUAUAAAUGAUGCUUGAAUGCAGUUGUGGUUGUACAUAAAAUGUUGCUAUGAUGCGAACUUAUCCGUUGUAGUACUAAAAGGAGAAAAGAAAAAAAAAAAAAGGGUCAAUGGAUGAGAUAGGAUUAAAUUGGAUUUUAAAAUUAUUAAUUAAAUAAAUGAAAAUUAAUUAUAACUUUGUUUAAAAAAUAAAAGACUAGAAAAAAACGAAAAAUUAACUAGCCAUUUUAAUCUUUAUCCGGUCUAAUCAAUUGGUAGGGUCCGAUUUUGAGAGAGGAGAACUAAUCGAAAACCCUCUCCUUGGUCUUGGUUCACCGUUGGAGGGCGGCGCGGUCAGCGAAAAUUAGAAGGCCACGCCAGCUGCCGGGAAACGAAACCAUGAUUCAUUCAUAUUGUUUUCUCCGUCCAUCACGUCACGUAUUUACUCCCAGGGCAUGCCCUUCUUAACCUCCCUUCGCUCUCUCUCUCUAAGAUUCUCUCUCCCUCCCAAGAAAUCUCUCCAUCCUCUCGCACUUUCACCAGCUGCCUCAGCUAUGGAGUUGCAACCGCCUUGUUUUCUGGUGAUAUGUGGAAAGUCAUCCAAGGAGAAGGAACUGGCUAGAUGUUUGAAGGACAAUCACGCUCUGAAGCUCCCCGGCGUUCCCGAGCUUUCGAUUCUUCUGCAUUCGGAGAGCGAAGAGCCCGUCGAAGAAGGCUGUUUUCGGAUCAGUUCAUUUUUCGAUUCGCUGGCAACUGCUCGUCUGGGGAGACUCCUGAUUUGGUCUCCGCGGCUGCCGUCGACUCACGACAUCGUUUCACAAAAUUUCUGCGAGCUUCCGAUAGGCGCGGCUUGUGUUGCUGAUGUUCAGUUCAAAGGGCGAGGUAGAUUGAAUAAUGUGUGGCAAUCUCCAAGGGGCUGCCUUACGUUUUCAUUUACAAUUCAAAUGGACGAUGGUAGAGUGGUGCCUCUUGUACAGUAUGUAGUGUCUCUAGCCGUGACAGAAGCAAUAAAGGAUGUUUGUCACAAGAACGGCAUACCAUAUCUUGAUGUUAGAAUAAAGUGGCCAAAUGAUCUGUAUUUGAAUGGCCUUAAAGUCGGAGGAAUUUUGUGCACAUCAACUUAUACAUCAAAGAAGUUUAAUGUCAGUGCUGGAAUAGGCUUGAAUAUUGACAAUGAGAAACCUACAACCUGCUUGAAUGAAGUACUGCAGAAAUUGACUUCUGUUGCAUAUCGACUACAAAAAGAAGAUGUUCUGGCAGCAUUCUUUAAUAAAUUUGAGAAAUUUUUUGAUCUUCUGAUCAACGAAGGUUUUCAACCUCUUGAGAAGCUAUACUAUGCAACAUGGCUACAUAGUGGGCAGAGAGUCAUUGUACAGGAAAAAGAUGGGGAGCAAUUUGUGGAAAAACCAGUUACUAUUCAGGGUUUAACGUCCUCAGGAUAUCUAUUAGCUGUUGGUGAAGACAGUCAAUUGUGUGAGCUACAUCCAGAUGGAAAUAGUUUUGACUACUUCAAAGGCCUAGUAAGGAGAAAAUUGACCUAAAGAAGAUUCCAGAGCAGUUCAGCAUCUUUUUCUGGAUCCAGAGCAGCUCAGCAGCUUUUUCUGGAGGCAACAAUCAUACUUCGUUGUGUAUAACCAAGGAUACUUUUUGUUUUUUGUCAUUUUUACUGAGAUAAAUUAUCCGUUUACUUUCUUGUUACAUUAUCUGUCAAAUUCAUAACUUAUGGUUAUCAUGC
Molecule: messenger RNA, 2100 nt
Organism: Diospyros lotus (date-plum)
Lineage: Eukaryota; Viridiplantae; Streptophyta; Magnoliopsida; Ericales; Ebenaceae
Product: biotin--protein ligase 2-like
Exons: 10
Coding region: 821-1906 (361 amino acids)
Biological process (GO): protein modification process
Cellular component (GO): cytoplasm
Molecular function (GO): biotin--[biotin carboxyl-carrier protein] ligase activity
Source: RefSeq, a predicted model, not a curated record